CUUUGGACCCUCAUUCACACUGUGAGAGAGGUUGAAAGGGAAUCAGCAAACGCCUAACAACAAGUUUGCUGCUGUGGCUGUUUUCAGUGUCUAUUUGUCUCUAAACAAUAGUUCUCCAUUUUUACGGUUUUAACUUUUGCUCCUGCACGUUUACAAUCGUGUCUAUUGAGUUUCCUGGUAGGGCAUAAACGUCCCAUCAUCAGUAUGUCAUCAGAGGCAUCAUCUCCUGUGAAGGCCGCUCAGUCCAACACCCCUCCUCUGUCCCCGCUGUCGCCGACCUCACCUGUGUCUCCGGUAUCCCCCGGCGGUCUGCGUCUGCCCACCGGCCGCUACAGAGACCGCUCUCCUUCCCCCAUGAGGGAUUAUUUGAUCCCCAGCCCCUUGCCCACUCGACGCACUCGUACCUGCUCAGCUGCAGCGCGUGCAGCAGAGGGUCCAGUUUUCUCUGGGGUCUGCAAGUGCUUUUCACGUUCCAAAGGACACGGCUUCAUUAAGCCAUCAGACGGAGGCAAUGACAUCUUCGUGCAUAUCUCUGACAUAGAGGGUGAAUAUGUACCCGUGGAAGGAGAUGAAGUGAGCUAUAAGAUUUGCUCUAUUCCACCUAAACACAUGAAAAUCCAGGCCGUGGAGGUGACCAUCACUCAUUUAGCACCAGGCACGAAGCACGAGACCUGGUCAGGACACGUGGUCAAAUCAUGAAGACCCGUGAUGAAAAUAGUGCUUUAAUUCUGUACUGUCAUACUGGGUGAUAAAAGUGAUGUUAAAAUGGAUCUCUUGUUCCUUUUCUUGACGUUUUGGGGAAGGGAACCGUAACAAAUGCCUUUAAGUGCAGAGUGAGAUGAUACAGCUUGACUCUUAAGAAAAAUAUCAAAAGUUGAUUUGUUUACUUGAGGAUUUAGGGGAGGGGGUAUGUUUGUAAUAAUCCUCGUAUUUCUUUUUUAAAAUGUGGCAUAAACAGCAGUCAGCCAUGCUUACACUAACCACCCGUGAGUUCAUUCUUUGAAUGAUAGUUGUUUUUGUGAAUGUUGAUUUUUCUGCUAACAGGAAGCCUUAACUCGUAAACAUAAAACUCAAAUGAAAAGAUAGAUUUUUUUUAUCGCUGAAAAAUAAAGUUUUUUGUGUAUUAUCAUGUCAGCAUAUUGUGAAAAUACACAAUGUGCGUGUGUGUGAAUUUUUGAAUUAAAAAGUCAUCUACCCACAUACUUGA
Molecule: messenger RNA, 1207 nt
Organism: Paramisgurnus dabryanus
Lineage: Eukaryota; Metazoa; Chordata; Actinopteri; Cypriniformes; Cobitidae
Source: RefSeq, a predicted model, not a curated record